This is a messenger RNA of Protopolystoma xenopodis, 2373 nucleotides long. Lineage: Eukaryota; Metazoa; Platyhelminthes; Monogenea; Polystomatidea; Polystomatidae. The record is from the annotation of a GenBank genome assembly.
AUGUACAGGCUCCGUGAAAAAUGCGCCAACGUUUGGGAGUAUGUUAUUGAAAAGAUGAGAAUGGUCACGAUUGACUUCUACAUUGCAAUGCUACAGAGUCUAAGCGAGGAAUCGGAAAUCUACACAACAGACCGAAGAACAAUGGAUCGAUUUCUCCGAGACAUGGAACAGCUAAAUAAAGAAAUCAACUACCACAAAGACGAGCUAAAUCAGGCGAUGGAUCAUUUCGUUAGCAAGUUAAUCACACUUGGACGUGGUGAUCGAGAGCCUUCUGACAGCCCAGUUCUUCGAGAGUCAGACAUAGUGAAAUUAUCUAGUCCAAUGCUACGCAUCUCUGACCACCAGACACAAUUAAACGCAUUGAUUGAGCGCAGUGAACGCCUGGGCCGACGUGUCAUUGAGCUUUUGCAAUCACUGGAAGUUGACAGAAACAGAAUCGGCAAUGAACUCAGCGAAAUGGAACGACUUCACCACGAGAAUCAAUCCCAAUUGAAUGCGAUGAUAGAAAGACUUCAACAGUGGAGAGGUACCGGGCGACGUCGCUACUCUCGACGGACUACGGAAUCAUCACGAACGCGACAGCGCAUGACAAUGGAGGCGGUGCGCGGCCUCUUUCCUAGAGACACGGACUCUUCUCCACUAGAUGACGAUAGGGACGAAGAAAUCGAAUACAUUUUCCAGGAUAUCGACCCCGUGUUUCUAGUGCCCCGGUCGCAUUCAACAAUGGAAGUAUUCGAUAUUGGUAGUGGUGGUGGUGGCGGCGGCGUUACCAGCAGCAUAGGAGUUGCGCCAAGCGGUUUAUAUGGCAUAGACCCGGAUGUAACGACUCACAGAAGCAGAAGUUACUCACGUGUCGAGACGUCCACUCUGCCCGCCCGAAUACGCUCUAUCCAACGCCUUUUUCCACGUCACUACCAGACCAAUUCCCAACAGCAACUGCAUUCACGGCGAAGAUACAGCUACUUAAUGGAGCAAGUAUUUGAUGAUGCACAUACUGAUUCUCAAUUACGACACCAUUCACAGCCGGCAUACAGUCUUGAUUCGAUGACUCGACAUUCAGCUUCCAUGACCCCAGUUAUGCCCCGGAUCACGACCUCACAAGCAAGUGUUCGCACCGGUAGUGCUCCGGGCACACAUAACGUCCGAUGUCAAGUCUCUGUCGGCAAGCUGAAUGUACAGACACAGAUCGGUGUAGCUAAGCGCAACUCGAGUUCUCAAGCGGAUCUGGUCAUCGAGAGUCAAACAAUGCCAACCUUGGUCAGCGAAAGGUUAACUGUUAGCAGUUUAAGGAGGCCACUUGUUCAAGAUGCAAUCACACAAAUUGGUGUCUGUACUCAUGACACCAAAGCUCAGACCAUCGAAGCAUGGCCCUCUGACCUCUCAGGACGCAGCUUAUCCGAGGCUUGUCCCCGUUGUAAGGCCGAACCGAUAGUUCACACAGCCUAUUCAAAGGGGCAGAAGAUGGCUAGAGCAAUGAGUCAACCUGCACAGGCGGUGAAGGUGCACAAAAAGCUGCAAGUUCUUAUGAUUGAGCCAGCUAAGGACGCUCAGACUCAAGUUGGAUUGGUCUCUCGUGAUUUCACUGCGAAGGUAGAUUUUCCCGGUAUGGGUAGUCUCCCAAGACGUAGUUUGGAGGAUAGUGCAAUGUAUGUACCGAUGAAAACGGAGGCAGUCACCACAAAAUCAGCAGAACAUCAGAGCCAAAUGGUGCAAACGCUCAGUCAGCGCACGAUGGUAACUUCAUCCCAGACGCGAACAGAUCUGAGAAUCUUGUCACCUGAUAAUUUGCGUGACAUGGCAGUUCAGAUUGUUCCAGCCACUGCUACUGCCCUUGUCGACUCGGCAGUAGAACUAGUGAUUCCGACUACCAAAUCAAAAAGAUCAGUAGAACAGAUGAUACAAGUUGAUCUCAGAUCUCCGGAACUUAUUAAGGGAGAGGAUAGACACGGAAAGAAGUUGCAGGUAAAUAUCCAGCCGGUCACUAUAAACAGACAGACACAGUGGUACCAAGAGGAAGUGCGGUUUAACGUAUUCUCCCAGACAAAGUCUGCCAAUAUUGCGACUGUGACAGCACAAGUAGAGCACAAGUUACCGCAGACAGAUAUGGGAACUUCAACAAAGGCAAGUCAAGUUGAGGCUGAACUUCUACUCUCUGCUCAGCUGAUAGUCGAUGACGUAAUUCAGGCAUGUAAGUCAACUUGUGACAAGGUUACACAGUCAGCAUCACCACCGCGUGACUUUGCCAGCUGUCAGACUUUGGUUAUUCAUACAGAGGAGUCGUGCUGCCAGCAGGUGACCAACCUUGCCCUAGCAACUAUACAAACUGACACGGUGACUCAACCUGCUCAGAUCACCUGGGCGAGCCAGACAGAG